AUGGCUGAUGAGAAGCCAGCGGAACCUCAUGGCGACACCCUCCGUCAGGCGGUCCAGCAAGAAUUGGCAGACAAGCUGCGCUCUCAUCAAGAUCACGUUGCCGCUAUCACCGGGCAGCAGUAUGGUGUUCGGCGUGCUAGUCAUGCGUCUGCUGCCACCGCCUUGGGAUCGAUAGACAGCGGGUUUGCUUCGGAAUCACCUGGCGGUCGUCGUGAUGCUAUUUCUUCGCCAGCGCAGGACAACUUGUCGCCAUACACGGCAGCUCCAAUGGCAACUGCUGCGGCGCCUCCGCUGGCCAUAAAUCCUGACAAUAACAUGGCAGAGGAGCAGGAUCUGGAACCUGAUGAGAUUGAUAGCGACUCUGCUUUGGGAAGCGAUACAACAAGCAUUACGACCAGCUUAUCGGAAAGCAUAUACAACUAUCGCAAGGAACAUGGCCGAACAUAUCAUGCUUACAAAGAUGGCAAAUACAUCUUCCCCAACGACGAAAGGGAGAACGAUCGACUCGAUCUGCAACAUCAUCUGUUGCGGAUAACCUACGCCAACCGACUUUUCUUCUCGCCUCUGGGCAAGCCGAAGCGAUGUCUCGAUGUCGGCACAGGGACUGGAAUCUGGGCGAUUGACUUUGCUGAUGAGUUCCCUGAAUGUGAAGUCCUCGGCAUUGAUUUGAGUCCUGGCCAGCCUACGUUGGUGCCUCCGAACGUCAAGUUUGUGGUGGACGAUGCAGAGGAUUUGUGGCUGUACGAUGAGAAAUUCGACUUUGUCCAUGUUCGUUUGAUGUCGGGCUGUUUUUCGGAUUGGCCCAACUUUAUACGACAAGCCUAUGAGUGA
This is a messenger RNA of Fulvia fulva, 831 nucleotides long. Its product is annotated as Methyltransferase pytC. Gene Ontology annotation, molecular function: methyltransferase activity. The transcript is spliced from 4 exons. NCBI's taxonomy places the organism in Eukaryota, Fungi, Ascomycota, Dothideomycetes, Mycosphaerellales, Mycosphaerellaceae. The coding region runs from base 1 to 831 and encodes 276 amino acids. The record is from RefSeq and is a predicted model, not a curated record.